Porites evermanni is the source of this 3580-nucleotide messenger RNA. The record is from the annotation of a GenBank genome assembly. NCBI's taxonomy places the organism in Eukaryota, Metazoa, Cnidaria, Anthozoa, Scleractinia, Poritidae.
AUGUUUCUUGGGAGUCUUGUUGUUUCAAGAUUUUUAAGUCUUGUCGCACAUUUUGUCGUUACUAUCAUAAUAUUUUUAUCCAAGGUUAGUGAAAAUUUUACUAGACACUUCAGCAACAUUUAUAAAAGUUAAGCUUAAUUAUCAUACGUACUGCUGUUCCGUAACUGAACUUAACGUUAUUCAUUCAGUCCUUUCAGACAUAGAUUUACAUUUUCUUACAUUUGUUUUACUGUACUAAUGAAGCUGAAACUAUAUCUUAGAUGCCCGACCGUUCUUUGUCUAAAGCAAAGCAUGUUGCUAGCACUUUCGUAUUAUUUUCUCAAUCAGCUUAUAUGUAUGCAAAAUAAAUGUGGGGGGCUGUGCGUAAAUCUUACCAGCUUUCACUUAUACUGUUUUCGUUGAUUUUUGUAGGAUGCCAACGUGAAAGCAUGCUUACCACUCCAGUAUACAGACAGUGAAUUUUCAUCUAAAGAUACCGAGUAUGUAUAUGAAAACAAUAUUCAAAAAUCUUUUUUGCUCCGUUUAAGCUGAUGUGUUUCAUGUUUUCAGUUUCAUCAGGAAGUUUUGAAAGCAAACUUAUCCAUGUAAAAAAAAAUUAAGUGUAUGUAACACUGUUGAACUAAUCUACUAAUGGCCACCUCUCCACAACCGCCACCUCUAUACAAUGGCCACUUUUUUUGCAGACAGUCCAUACAUUGAAUCUUGUGUAAACCUCUCCACAAUUGCCACUCUCUACAAUGGCCACUGUCUUCUGUCCCGAAGGUGGCCAUUGUAGAAAGGCUCAACUGUAUUAACUACAACAAACAAACAAAGACAACAAUUUUUUUUUUAUUAACAAACAAUAAAGUUUUACAGUAUUCUGUGUGCCCGCAAAUAGCUAUCAAGCUAAUCUAGGUGGGACAAAACAUUAGACAAAAGGCGUUAUUCCACUUCGAGAAUAUUGACUCAGAGAAGAAUUUGCAUUCUUCCAAGGGUCGUUUCAUUUUUAUUCAUACCCUACCCCCCAAACACACACCCACCCUCCCCCCACCCCCCCAUAUAUGAGUGUCCUCGGCAGAUAACUGGGAGAAAUCUAUUUUAAAAGAGGCCAAAAAAUUGAAACGGGGGAGUGGGGGUGGGGAGGGUGUUGGAAAGAUUUUUCAAAAGGUUGUGAGAAAGAGUUAAGGUGGUAGAAACCUGGGGUGAGAUUCAGAACAACAAUGGAAUAUCUUAAACAGGAGUUGAACCCGGAGACAUAUGUGACCUUCUACACUGUAGUUAUUAACUAGUCCAGAUGUUCUUCCACUGAGCUGUAGGAGACUUGUGGGAGCUAAGCCCAUAAACUAAGGUUCAUGGGACAAUUUUACAACUUUGUGAUAACAAUACUCAUUGUUUAGGUUGAUUGUUGGUUUGUCUCUUACUCUGGUGUUUCUGGGUGUGGAAUUUGGAGGAUUCUUAGGUGGUUGUUCUAUGUUCAGUGGCACAGCAAGUAUGUUUUGUAUCCUUUUAAACUGAUAGAAUUAUUUUUAUCUCAAUCUACUUGGAUAGAGCAAUGUCAAGUCUGCCCGGCGAGGGUACUUCCUAAGUAAUAAGCUAAUGGGGAUGUGCCGCUAGAUGGGGUCACAUUUUCACGGCUGGAUUGACUAUAAUAAUGGGAUUACUGACAUUUUCAAAAGAGUUUUUUGGGAUCUUGGGGUCCAGAAAAUUUUUAUCUCUAGGAAUUGGAAAAAAAAUGUUUGAAUUCAUUUUAUUAAGGUGACUGACCUACUGGUAACUAAAAGGCUUUUUAGUCCAAUGCAUACAGAGAAAGUUGCCAAGUAAAUUUGCCCAAAAGUGACUAAGUUGGGGUCUAUAUAAUUGGUCACUAAAAUAUAGACUAUAAUGGGCUAGGGGUUCUUAGAGGCCAGUGGUAUUAUAUGUUGUGGUUCAAUUUUAUCUUUGGUUUAAAUUUUCUUUUCUUUUGUUUCAAACUAAUUAUCGUACAUUACCAUACCCAAACACAAAAGAAAAUUAAAUUGAAACCAAGGAUAAAAUUGAACCACAAAAUAUACACAAAAAUGGGCUCAAGUGGUGUAGGUUUUGGGGAAGUACAGUUUUCCCUGUCCCAAGCCUUGUCUGAAUAGGGUAAUCAUCAUUUUAACAUUGUCAUCCUUCUUAUCUCUAACUAAUGCCAUACUGGAGAUUGAUUUGAAAACUCAUUUUUUUUACCUCAGUCUCUGGGCUGCAAUAGCUGUUUACUAUGUGUGUGUGUUUUUCCUCAUCUAUUUUCAAUAAUUCAUAUAGGUAAUGUGCAAGUGCAAAUCAAGUUUGUUUUUUUACGUGUUUAUUUGUUUAUUUAAUAUGUGCAUUUAUCAUGACCUUUCCUUGACAAGUAGCAGCAAUAGCAGCCCACUCCAGUGCUGCCAUUUCAUUGUCCAUGUUUGUUCUUGAAGAGUGGGAUUGUGACAAGUUCUGGUACGUUUUUGGAUUCUGUAGGUAAGUGCUUUUUACGUCACUUUGGAAAAGAUGUAAUGUUCUUCAGCUUCACAAACAAGACAUUGGCGAUUGCUCAUCUGCAGAGCAAACAAAGAAUCAAAGGAUUGCUUGGCAAAAACCAAAACAAGAAAUUUUAGUAAUAGAACACUGAACAAAAAAAAAUUGGCUUUUAAGUACCUGAUAAACUUAUAGAAUCAGAAUCCUUUUUUUCUGAUAUAGAAUUUCUUUUGUCUUCUAGUGUCAACCUUAUUUAGUGAUUGUUUUAGUGUGUAAAAAAUGCCCUAGCUUAGGUUUGAAAUAUCAACAAAUUUGGAGACAAGAAUGUCAAAACCAAACAGAGGACAGCUGUGUUUUUACUCAUGUGCAUGUAGCUGUCCCAUUUCAAUGUCAAGGAGCAGGAUUAGCACAGUGGUGUGCAGCCUUCUGUGCAGCAGGUUCUGAGUCUGAUUCCCAGUUGUUUACCUUAAAAUGCAAAUUUCUCUUAGUAUUUUAUGGUGAGUAGAAGGUCUACAUGAUUUGGCUUUGGCAUUCAAGUCCUAAUAGUUAUCAGCAUCAAUUUUCCCCUAACAAUAUGAAUACAUAAUCAAAGGAAAAGGUAAAGAGAAUUAACAAAAUAAUCAACAAGGGAAAAUGCUUUGGUCUUUUACAAUGCAUCAAAGUAAUUCUUUCAACCUGUUCUUUAAGGAAAUGUAUGGAGAACAGGCUGGAAGGUUUGUGUUUAGGUAAUAGCAGUUGAUACAGUAGUCAGAUCAGGUCAUAUCAGAGCUGCUCUGCUACUACAUGUAACCCAGUACAACCUGCCACCUGGUCAGGUAGUCGGUGACUAAAUGGACUCCCCCACCAGUUUUUAGCUGGUGAGGAGGGUGCAGGAUGAAAAACAAGACCUGUCAAAGUGUGGGUGAGCUCACAGUAAGUCAACAGCCAUCGUGCAAAUCUUGGCAAGGAGUCGCGACCCACCAAGGUGCAUCUAUCACAAUGUAUGGACAAUGGCUCGGCUGUGGCUGACUUAGUAGUAGAAGUGAUACACUAGUCACUAUUUUCUUAAAAUAUCCUUUUCAGUGCCUUUCCUGUUGUCAUGGAAACCUUUGUCCUGCUUGGUGUUCUUGUCUUCCGAGCUGACAGAUAG